CAGAAAAAAUAAUUCCAAAUGUCUUCCAAUUUCCCAUUGGUUACAGCAUACCCAGUUGGACAAGCGCAUUUUUAACUUUUCCCGCGUGUUGUGGAGUAGACGUUGGAUUUACCAUUCAUUUGUCUCUGCUUUUUCCUGUAGUACCUAUUUGAAAAGUUAUUUCAAGUUGUUCUGCUGAUAUGGCUGGUGGUAAAGCAGGUAAAGAUUCUGGAAAGUCAAAAGCAAAGGCGGUUUCCCGGUCUGCACGAGCAGGCUUGCAGUUCCCUGUUGGUAGGAUUCAUCGUCAUUUAAAGAGUCGUACCACAAGUCAUGGAAGAGUUGGUGCAACUGCAGCUGUGUACAGUGCAGCCAUAUUGGAGUAUUUAACCGCUGAAGUAUUGGAGUUGGCUGGAAAUGCCAGUAAAGAUCUUAAAGUGAAGAGAAUAACCCCUCGUCAUCUUCAGCUGGCCAUCCGUGGAGAUGAAGAACUUGAUUCCCUAAUCAAGGCCACUAUUGCAGGUGGUGGUGUCAUUCCUCACAUCCACAAGUCCCUUAUUGGAAAGAAGGGCACAAACCCCAAAGCACCUUAAAGCAAGCAUCCAAAAUCACACAUUUCAUCGUAUUCAUUGCACUAAGUUUAUGCUGACACGAUUUUUUUUCAAUAAAAAAAUCUUUUAUCUUA
Messenger RNA from Argiope bruennichi, 661 nucleotides. Its product is annotated as histone H2A.V-like. The record is from RefSeq and is a predicted model, not a curated record. The transcript is spliced from 4 exons. Gene Ontology annotation, molecular function: protein heterodimerization activity; DNA binding; structural constituent of chromatin. The coding region runs from base 180 to 569 and encodes 129 amino acids. Lineage: Eukaryota; Metazoa; Arthropoda; Arachnida; Araneae; Araneidae. Gene Ontology annotation, cellular component: nucleosome.